This is a messenger RNA of Cynocephalus volans (Philippine flying lemur), 4476 nucleotides long. It is a transcript of the gene EPN2, whose product is annotated as epsin 2. Gene Ontology annotation, biological process: endocytosis. Gene Ontology annotation, cellular component: clathrin vesicle coat; plasma membrane; endosome. Bases 257 to 2182 code for a protein of 641 amino acids. The record is from RefSeq and is a predicted model, not a curated record. Gene Ontology annotation, molecular function: clathrin binding; phospholipid binding. Lineage: Eukaryota; Metazoa; Chordata; Mammalia; Dermoptera; Cynocephalidae. The transcript is spliced from 10 exons.
CGGCUCCGCGGGCUUCGGUCGCUCCCGCCCCCGCAGCGCCUCCGGCGGCCGCAGCCGCGCACCUCCGCCGGCCCGAAGAAGCGGAGGUCAUGUCUUACAGCUUUUCAGAUCUGAGGGUCCAGAGGAGGAAAUGACUGUUCAGGGAUCUUGCUCCAAAUCAAUUACGGAAACUGAACCUUCAUAGGGUGUGGAUUUACUGAGGACAGGAAAGUUUCUCUCUUUGAAGGGCUUUAAAUUUGUAACAAAGAAAAUAAAAAUGACGACUUCGUCUAUAAGACGGCAGAUGAAAAACAUUGUGAACAAUUACUCAGAGGCCGAAAUCAAAGUCCGGGAAGCCACCUCCAAUGACCCAUGGGGCCCAUCCAGCUCUCUGAUGACUGAGAUCGCCGACCUGACCUACAACGUGGUGGCCUUCUCUGAGAUCAUGAGCAUGGUGUGGAAGCGGCUCAACGACCACGGCAAAAACUGGCGGCACGUGUACAAGGCGUUGACGCUGCUGGACUACCUCAUCAAGACAGGCUCCGAGCGGGUGGCCCAGCAGUGCCGUGAGAACAUCUUCGCCAUCCAGACCCUGAAGGACUUCCAGUACAUCGACCGUGAUGGCAAGGACCAGGGCAUCAACGUGCGUGAGAAGUCAAAGCAGCUGGUGGCCCUCCUUAAGGAUGAGGAGCGGCUGAAGGCUGAGAGGGCUCAGGCUCUCAAAACCAAAGAGCGCAUGGCCCAGGUGGCCACUGGCAUGGGCAGCAACCAGGUCACCUUUGGCCGUGGCUCGAGCCAGCCCAACCUCUCCACCAGCUACUCAGAGCAGGAGUAUGGCAAAGCAGGGGGGUCACCGGCCUCCUACCAUGGCUCGCCUGAGGCCUCGCUGUGCCCCCAGCACCGCACAGGGGCCCCGCUGGGUCAGAGUGAGGAGCUGCAGCCGCUGAGCCAGCGCCACCCCUUCCUGCCGCACCUGGGGCUAGCCUCCCGCCCAAAUGGUGACUGGUCCCAGCCCUGCCUCACUUGUGACCGUGCAGCCCGAGCUACCUCUCCGCGUGUGUCCUCUGAGCUGGAGCAAGCCCGGCCCCAGACUAGCGGAGAAGAGGAGCUUCAGCUGCAGCUGGCACUUGCCAUGAGCAGAGAAGUGGCCGAGCAGGAAGAACGCCUCAGGCGGGGUGAUGACCUCAGAUUACAGAUGGCCCUCGAAGAAAGCCGAAGAGACACAGUUAAAGUUCCAAAAAAGAAAGAGCACGGCUCCCACCCACAGCAGACCACUCUCUUGGAUUUAAUGGAUGCUCUCCCCAGCUCAGGCCCUGCUGCCCAGAAAGCGGAGCCCUGGGGCCCAUCAGCCUCUGCUAACCAGACCAACCCCUGGGGCGGGCCAGCGGCUCCUGCGAACACUUUGGACCCCUGGCCGUCAUUUGGUGCCAAGCCAGCUGCCUCUGUCGACCCAUGGGGAGUACCCACCGGAGCCAGCACACACUCUGUCCCCAAGAGCCCAGACCCCUGGGCAGCUUUGCAGCAGCCUGCCCCCAGUACUGGGAAAACUACUUCUGAUGCCUGGGGCACUGCCUCAGCCGCCAAGCCCAUGUCUGCCUCUGGGUCCUUUGAUCUCUUCAGCAAUUUGAAUGGUACAAUUAAAGAUGACUUUUCUGAAUUUGACAACCUCCGAACUUCAAAAAAAACAGCCGAGUCCGUGGCCUCUGUGCCAUCCCAAAACAAUGGAACUGCAAGCCCUGACCCCUUUGAGUCUCAACCCCCGACUGUCGCCUCGAGCAAGCCCAGCAGUGCCCGGAAAACACCCGAGUCCUUCCUGGGCCCCAACGCGGCCCUGGUGAACCUGGACUCGCUGGUGACCAGGCCCGCCCCGCCGGCCCAGUCCCUCAACCCUUUCCUGGCACCAGGUGCAGCUGCUGCCCCAGCCCCCAUCAACCCCUUCCAGGUGAACCAGCCCCAGCCGCUGACGCUGAACCAGCUGCGGGGGAGCCCAGUCCCAGGGACCAGCACGUCCUUCGGGCCUGGUCCAAGUGUGGAGCCCAUGGCCACGGCCCCCAUGACCUCUGCAGCCUCACUCCCAGCUAUGGGGGCCAGUGGUUCUUCUUUGACACCACUGGGCCCUGCAACGAUGAACAUGGUGGGCAGCGUGGGCAUCCCCCCAUCGGCAGCUCAGGCCACCAGCACAACCAACCCUUUCCUUCUCUAGUGCCCUGGGCCUGGGACCCGCCCCAGCGUGAACACCCAGAGCGGACACCAAGCAGGGACCGUGGGGGUGGGGGUGUUAGGGCUUUCAAGUUCCAGCUUCCUGAUAAAAGGGUUGUCUUUAUGGCCCCGAGCCUCAGAAUGGAGCGGCCCACAGGGUGUCCUCACCCCCUGAAGCAGGCGUGCUUUCUUGUCCCCAGCCUGGCCUGCCCUCACACCUCCUCCCAUCUGCUCAGGUCCUGACAGGGCUCCUCUGAGGUCUGGAAUGAGGAGGCGUGAUCUCCAGUGCUGCCCUUGCUCCCAUCUCAGCCCAAGGGUGCCUGGGACAUUGCCUAGCCCAGGACCUGGGAUGGUCGGUCGUCUGGUCUUUGCACCCCACCCCCCAGCCCUAAGUACACCCAGGUGGUCCCAGGUGUGGAUGGGAUGAAGGGCCAGCUCCAUCAGACACCUUUUGGGGAAGUGGUUGUGUAUAUUUUAUUUUUCUUUGGCUCGUUGUGUGAGUUCAAAGCAAACACCACCACCGUGGACAACUCUUGAAUUAAAUCCACUAGAGCAAGCUUUAAAACUAAUCUGAGCAUAACCCUACCACGUGGCUCUAUGCUUGUAUACGUUUGCACAUAUUUUGUUUAGUACAGUUUCAUAUUUGAGUUUGCAGAAUUAUCUAAUAGUCUUUUUUUGGCUAAUAUUUUUAUAACGUGGUUCUUAUUUAACUGUCUAGUUUUGAUAGAAUUUACCAGGUCUGGCUGAAUUAAGAUAUUGGCACAUGUCAUUCUAGUGGUUUAAAUCCUCUUAUUUAUGGUUUUUACUCUGUUAGAGAAUUUAAAAAGGAAGAGAUGUUUGGAUGAAAAAAAUGCCUUAUGGAAAAACUAAAGCAAAUUCUUUAUAGGAUAAAAUAUGGGAAUUUGGUUACACAUAAAAGAUGAUGUUUAUUUAAAAAAAACAAACUACAGUACAACAAAACCCCAAGCCCCUGGCUGCCUUUCCUUUCUCUAACUCCCUUUUUUGGUGAAUUACUAAACUGAUUGACUUUCAGCCUUUUUGGCUAGAUCCUGAGAGAGGCUGUUUUUCUUACUGAUAUACCAACAUCUUGAAAGUUAAAAAAAUCUAACGUAUGAAUGUGACUCACCAGUUUUUAUCAAUUAAUUCCUUUUUAAAAUUAAAGGCAUGCAGGGAUUAAGGACUUCUGCUUAGAGUGGAAAUCUGAAAUGCAAGAAUCUUUAACCUUGUGUAUCUGUGCUCUCUCCUCUGUCUUAAUCCACGCUCAGGUUAAAGAUGGGGUAAUGUGGAAAUGGCAGUAGUCCCAGGGGUUGGUGCCCACAGGUCCCUGGGGAUGGUCCCCAGAUGAGAUGGGGGUGUGGGACCAGGGCUGGCCCUGAUCCACCUACCUGCUAACCCCAGACACAUGUUGCAGACUUAAAAAUAAUCCUCUUUUUUUGGAGAAAAAUAUUCUCACACGGGAUAGAUUUUUAACAAACGUGCACUAAUAUUACCUCCCUCUCCCAACCUCCUGCUGUCCUCACCCCACCCACCACUAUAAAAAGUAUUAAGUCAAAUUAAAAGAACAGACUUGCUUGUCCCCAGGGGUGGGCACCUCACCUCCAGAUCCAAGGGCAGCUGACCGCCUGCUUGCCCCUGUCUGGUUCCAGAAGGAGCUCUGACCCUUAGCACUGGCACUGGAGAGAUUAGAAUGGUCUCUGGGCUGCUGAGAGGAUGUACAGGCUCUAAGGGAGGACUGCCCAUUCAAACAUGCUGUCCUGAGGCCCCCGGAGCCACGUUCCCCAAGUCCUUGACCACCCACCCUCUGCCAGAACCAAGACCUGGUGCUGGGCCUCAGGGCUCCUGAUGCCAUUCAGGAAGGCUGGUGGUUGGGCCCUUCCUGCCUGGGGGAAGUGUGGGGGGCACGGUGGGAUGCAGGGUGCUUGUCCAGGAAGGUGCUUUCCCUCAAAUGGUGCAGGGCCUGGGCCAGCCUUACAGGUCAGUAGACCGUCCUCAACUACUUGGGGUCAGUGAUUCUUUUUUAACAGAUAAGAGCCCUCCUGACAAGACUUUGAGGCCCCAACGUGACAGCCACUGGGCCAGCAGAGCCCAAGAAAGCAGCCUAUGCCUCGCCUCCCGGCAUAGCCAUUCUGAGUGCACGUUGUCCCUGUUGCCCGCUGCACUGAUCCUGAAACCACCGGCCGUGCCAUGCGUGUUGCCAUGGGCCAAUGUGCUCCCUCCUGAUGGCCCCGUGGUGGCGGAAGUCAUCCAGCCGUUAAUCAGUCCCAGGGGCCGGUGGCUGGUUUUGAACUUGUGUUGACU